AUGACCCAGCCAACCUCACCUACAUGGCAUGUGAUGCCAGAUGGCACCCAGGUCUCGACAAUAGAUCGAGUUUGCAAAGAAGUACAAGCGCCAGCCCUCUAUCCCCCCACAGACGAGACAUUUUACUCACCUCAAGACCGUACCAAACCCAAUUUGCAGUAUCUGAAGCAACAUUUCUAUCGAGAGGGCCGUCUUACAGAGUCACAAGCAUUAUGGAUCAUUCAAACGGGCUCCGAGUUGUUGCGGACAGAGCCCAAUUUACUCGAAAUGGAUGCUCCUAUCACUGUAUGCGGCGAUAUCCAUGGCCAGUACUACGACUUGAUGAAGUUAUUCGAGGUUGGGGGUGACCCAGCAGAGACAAAGUAUCUCUUCUUAGGUGACUAUGUCGAUCGAGGCUACUUUAGUAUUGAGUGCGUGCUCUACUUGUGGUGUCUCAAGAUAUGGUAUCCCAACACAUUCUGGCUCCUACGAGGCAAUCACGAAUGUCGACACCUGACAGAAUAUUUCACAUUCAAAAUGGAAUGUAUACACAAAUACUCGGAACGAGUAUACGACGCCUGCAUGGACUCAUUCUGUGCGCUGCCGUUAGCCGCUGUUCUCAAUAAACAGUUCUUUUGUGUCCAUGGAGGGCUCAGCCCAGAGUUAUAUACUCUCCAGGAUAUUCAAGCUAUUGAUCGAUUUAGGGAACCCCCUAGUCAUGGCUUAAUGUGUGAUCUUCUAUGGGCCGACCCCCUGGAGAAUUUCGGUCAGGAGAAAACAGGCGAAUACUUUGUAAAUAAUCAUAUCCGAGGCUGCUCAUACUCCUUCUCCUAUUCCGCAGCAUGCAACUUCUUGGAAAAGAAUAACCUCUUUUCUAUUAUCCGUGCGCACGAAGCUCAGGAAUCUGGAUAUCGAAUGUAUCGCAAAGGCCGCACAACCGGAUUUCCCAGCCUUAUGACCCUCUUCAGCGCCCCUAACUAUGUGGACGAAUACAAUAACAAAGCCGCUGUGCUCAAAUAUGAAAACAAUGUUAUGAAUAUUCGCCAGUUUAAUUGCUCACCACACCCUUUCUGGUUGCACAACUUUAUGAACGUGUUUGCAUGGUCCCUCCCUUUUGUCGGGGAAAAGAUUACAGACAUGCUGAUCGCAAUCUUGAAUGUCUGCUCAAAGGAAGAGCUCGAAGAAGGAACGAAUGCUGGAACUCCUCCGUCAGUCUCGCCGGGUGUACCUGCUCUGCCGCCUCCUCCUAUCAUUGAACAGGACGAACAAACUGAACUCAGACUACGGACCCUCAAGGAGAAGAUCUUGGCUAUCGGUCGUUUGUCUCGAGUCUAUCACGUAUUACGCGAGGAAGCAGAGGGGAUCACUGAGCUCAAGAAUGCAGCUGGCGGACGACUUCCUGCCGGGACGCUGAUGCUGGGUGCUGAGGGAAUCAGGCAGGCUAUACACGAAUUCGAGGAUGUUCGAAAGAUUGAUUUGCGGAAUGAAAGAUUCCCACCGUCACAGGAGGAAGUCGCACGUACUAGAGAAGAAGAUCGGAGGGCAGCUCUUGAAAGGGCACUGCAAGAGGCGGAAAACGAUGCUGGUUUAGAUAUCGUUGCUCGAAAUAUCAGCAUGUGACUAUGAUAUUUCCUGAGCUUUGGAGG
Molecule: messenger RNA, 1625 nt
Organism: Talaromyces stipitatus ATCC 10500
Lineage: Eukaryota; Fungi; Ascomycota; Eurotiomycetes; Eurotiales; Trichocomaceae
Product: protein phosphatase-1, putative
Exons: 3
Coding region: 1-1599 (532 amino acids)
Biological process (GO): fungal-type cell wall organization; calcineurin-mediated signaling
Cellular component (GO): cytoplasm; calcineurin complex
Molecular function (GO): calmodulin binding; calmodulin-dependent protein phosphatase activity
Source: RefSeq, a predicted model, not a curated record